Messenger RNA from Neodiprion virginianus, 3741 nucleotides. RefSeq names its product folliculin-interacting protein 2. Gene Ontology annotation, cellular component: cytoplasm. The transcript is spliced from 12 exons. Lineage: Eukaryota; Metazoa; Arthropoda; Insecta; Hymenoptera; Diprionidae. The record is from RefSeq and is a predicted model, not a curated record. Gene Ontology annotation, molecular function: protein-folding chaperone binding; ATPase inhibitor activity. The coding region runs from base 133 to 3465 and encodes 1110 amino acids.
GCACGUGACUUUAUUUACAGUUGGCUCAAGAUCUCGCGAAUAUGUAUGGUGCAGUUUUUCAUGUGACGACGAUAAGACGUGAAUUAGAAUUUUUCGAACAAUGUGGGAACUCUAGUCGUAGUUUAGUCUAUAAUGCCUUUGUUCAAGAAUUUGUUCUCAGCUAGAAACGAGUCUAAUAAAUACGCUGAUAAAAUUUUACCAGCGAAUAAAAGUAACGGAGCGAGUGAUAGGAAAUCUGUCUCUUUUCAAAAGGACCAAAUUAGGGUAUUAUUAUUUCGAGACUGUGAGCGCAGGGGUGAGCAGAAACUGUUAUUCGAUUCGAUAUCCGUUGAGAAAAUUCCUGUCAAGUUUCGAUGCGGAGGUUCAAAGAAUUCCGUCACAGAAAAAGACGAUAUCUACAUAGAAAUUGACGAUGAGUUUGUUUAUGAGUAUAAGAAGGUGGAGUGUGACGAUGUCGGCUUCCUGAAAGAAAUGGUAUUUGGUUCUGUGGCCAUGACUUACAGAGGACCUUCUUUCAAGAUUCAUGCUAUGAAUUCUCCUCGACGAAUCAUGUGUGCAAAGGUUUUUCCUGCCCCGGAGCACACUUCCUGCAAACAGAAUGAAAGGCACUCUGGUGAGACUUUGGGAAAUUCCAUGAGUAUUGAUGGUAAUAAUGACAAUGGGAGUUCAAGUAUGCUGACUGUCGUGUCCCAGUCGAACCUAAUGAAUUCGUAUGGGAACCGGCUUAGUCCAGAGAUGAGAAAAAAUUCCACCAGUUCCAGCACCGGCAGCAGUUGGGAUAUCGACAUUUCAGCUGCACCACCAGCUGGUGGUAGCUCGCAGUCGUUGGAAAGUAGCAGCUCAUCAGGUGUUGGCAGUUUAUCUAGUCUUCGACGAAGGUGGCUUCGAGCUAUCUCAACAUCAUUGAGCCGAUCCGAAUCUGAAGACUUGUUUGGACUACAAUACUGUCCACUUGACGGGUCACAUGAUAACUACGAUAGUCGGACUCGCCGGCACAGAACUAGAAUCGGUUUAGCAGUUUUAGUUGAACUGACGCAAGGUCAUGAACGGAGCAUGGAAGCUCGUCUGUUAGAACAUGGUGCUCUGCUCGAGGGGAUGUUAGACCGGUUACGGCGGUCAUGUCAUAGAGGUGGUCAAAACAAGGGCAAAGGACUGGUGGCGCGAAUGCAUCGAGCAUCGACACACUGUACAUUAUGGCUGCUGCGACUGUUUAUGAAUACAACAAAUUUGCCAACUCCGUUAUUGUGGCAUAAGGUUCUGCUGACUCCAAACACAGCCGGGGAAUUGAAAGUUCAUACGUUGCAGCACAGUCUUCAAUUGAUGGGCCGUUUGUUUGAUGAUGUUGAUACCAAGUCGACAAAUUUUUUCCUCAGCACCCUAGUCACUGCUGUGCUGACGCACCACUUAGGUUGGGUACACACCGUGUUAUCCUCUGGUGAUCGUCAAUUGGUAGAAACGUUGGCCAAGCGUUAUCCGUGCAAUCCACUCUGGGCCCAACUCUGCGAUUUGUAUGGGGCUCUGGGUACACCCCUAAGAGUUGCCCAUACGGUGAUCGUUGGUGAGACAGAUAAGACAGACUUAAUAAAUACAGUGUUGUCAUUUUUGUCCUACUUCAUACGCAGUGGGAAUAUUGAGCGGAGACGAGAGCGGAGAUGUUCACCUCAGCGAGAGCUGCAAGAGGCAGUUGUUUUAUUAAAAAAACUAGAAGCUAAGGGUUCUCUUUCGUGCAAAGCUAAGCGUGACUCUACGACCAACGAUACAAGUGCCGGUACAGAGUCAGUGUUUUCAUCUCGUCAAAUGAAUGCGGCUUCGUCUCUUCAACGGAAAACUUCUAAACGGCGAGUCGAUUUUUCCGCCGAUAAUUCUGCUAGCACGAAUGCCUGUCACAAUUUGUGUCUCAAUCAAAACUUGGAGGGAAAAGCAUUAAAGUUAAAAAGAAGUGAAACGAUGAUACAAAAUCUCGAUGCCCUUACCACGGACUCGGUUAAAACAUAUAACAACUAUUAUGUCAAGUACAAGUCAUUUGACGACGAUGAAUGUCAAAAAUUGAGUGCGUUUCCCCACUCUAGGGAAAAGGAUCAAAAUUCAAAUUCUGUGAAAAUAGUUGUAAGUGAAAGUCCACUUCUGGAACGAGAUAAGCGGCGAGAAUAUUUACAGCGCAGUACGCAGCUUCAAGAGUUGGAGAGUAAAAUGAGUAACAGAGAUUUAGAGGCUGCAUACGUUGACACCAAGCUUGAGUCAUUAAAAAGAUAUGAAGGGAACGACUUUGAUGCAAGUAAAUUGUGUUCAGAUGAUACCGAUGGCAUUGAGUCGUCUCUCACGAGUAUUAAUCAGGGAAAUUUUGGCAAAGAAGAGAACGUUCGUUUCGUACUUGGUGGCGAGGAAAAAUCUGUUGAGUCUAAGGUUGGUUUACAACAAAAAUGUUAUUGUCAAUGCGCAUUCUCCAGAGUGCCGAGUACCUCUGCGCAGCUCCCCGAAGAUGUACUCAGAAAAAUUAUUCAAAGAAACUUCCCCGAGUCGUCAAAAAGUAUAAAAAAUACCAGCAGCACUUCUACCAAAGAAAGGUCUAUGGGCCAUUGCCUGAAUUGUUUUGGUGCAAGCUUCGCACCCUCCCAUACCUACGAAGGCAAUAAUCUACUGCUCGAAACACCCACCAAUGCUACCGAGGUGCUUCGCACGUGUAACAGUGCAAGUUCCGUUGAUAAUCGUGGAGCUAAAAUAAAUCGGCGCAACAGUUUGGAGUAUUUAAUGGAGGCAAACGGGGUUGUCGAACUUCCUAUGCCAAGAUCAAAAAGAUUCGUUGUUAAAAGUGACGAGGAGCCUGAUCAACAAGCAGGACUGGCUGGUUCUUUAAAAUUCGGAGAAGUUCGUAGUAUAAGUGUUGUCAAGGACACCGAUCCCUGCAACACCGGUGGAUAUACCUGGGGUCUCGUAGUUCAGGGAUUGUCGAAAAGAAAAAAAAAGAAACGAAAGAAGAAAAUCGUCGACGAUGAACUCGAUGCAGAGAGUGAAGACGAGUGGCUGGGCUGUGUCAGGGAUGAAGUAGAGGCUGCUUUCCAUUCCCCUGUAGUCGAUCAGCCUAUUUCCGAAGCUCUGUGCAUCGUGGCCGACGUCGAUAGCUGGCAAGUCGGAGUUCUCUCCAACAACACGCCCACCCUGAAAGCUCCGCUUCCUGUUGGAAUGUCUCGACUUGUUGCUAACAUGCUUGAAGCGUUUGCCUACGUCUGGCGGAAAUAUCACUCGCCCAUUCACUGUGUCCGAGUCCUGGAGGGGAAGCUACGGGAGAUGUGGUUGCGGAGUGAAGCUCUGGCACAGAUGCUGAUCGGCGCUGAGCUGGAGGACGUCAGCGUAGACUCCCUAACGGAUGCUCUUGAUCUUGACGCAGCUGAUAUACCUGUACUUUUAGCAGUAGCCGCGACUCAUUCGCCAGUAGUUGCACGAAGAUUUGGGCUUAGCUUAGCCUAGUUGUAUGAUAAGGCACCGUCGUUCCUGGCGCCAUGUUGCGUCUUUAUAUUAUGCAUCUCUAUGCUAUCACCGCCCUUCCAUUUUUGCAUAAUAAUUCUGUACAUUUUAGAAAUAAUUCAAGAACCAAAUACUCGCAAGCCGAUAAUGUAAAAAAUAAUAAGAAAUGAAAAAUUUAAUAACUAAUAAUAACAUAAGCGCACCAUAUAAGUGAUAGGAAAAUAGUUAUAUAUUAGGUUUUUUUUUCUGAUUCGUAACGUAAUGUAUGAUACACUUAGG